AAUCUCCACAUCCCAUCAGCCCUUUAGGCCGCUGUUGCCUGGUGUGUAUGGGAAUCGAGACUUUCUGUUGACCCCUGGUAAAAAUCCGUCCAAAUCUCCAAGUUAUUUGCAUCAUCUGUGCACGUCAGUACUGAUUUUGUGUAGUAAACAGUCAAAAGAUUAGAAAAAUGCCAGAGAACGCAAGCUCGGGAGCCAAAUCGGGCGGCAGGGGCCAGUACAAAGAUCGUGAAAAGCCGGAGUAUAUCAGAACGAGUAACAUCACAGCUGCCAAAGCUGUGUCAGAUGCCAUCCGGACUAGCUUGGGACCAAAGGGAAUGGACAAAAUGAUCCAGGCAUCCAAUGGAGAUGUGACCAUCACAAAUGACGGAGCCACUAUCCUCAAGCAGAUGCAAGUACUGCAUCCAUGUGCAAAAAUGCUUGUGGAGCUGUCCAAGGCCCAGGAUGUAGAGGCUGGAGAUGGGACCACAUCAGUUACUGUUAUUGCCGGCAGUCUGCUGGAUGCUGCAAGCAAGUUGUUGCAGAAAGGUAUCCACCCAACCACAAUCUCAGAGGCAUUCAAGAAAGCAGCAGCCAAGUCCGAGGAGAUCCUGAGUGAGACGGCCACUCCUGUGGACCUGGCUGACAGGGACUCUCUCGUCAAAAGUGCCUCAACGUCUCUCAACUCAAAGGUUGUUUCGCAGUACUCCUCCCUGCUGGCCCCCAUGGCUGUGGAUGCUGUGAUGAGGGUCAUUGACCCCACCACUGCUAAAAACGUCGACCUUAAGGACAUCAAGAUGAUCAAGAAGCUUGGUGGUACUAUUGAGGACUCGGAGCUGAUAGAUGGCGUAGUGUUUGAUCAGAAGCAUGCCGGGGCACCGGGCGCUCCAUCCAAGAUGGAGAAGGCUAAGAUUGGCCUCAUCCAGUUCUGCCUGUCACCUCCCAAAACUGACAUGGAGAACCAGGUUAUCGUGUCGGACUACACCCAGAUGGACCGCGUGCUGCGGGAAGAGAGAGCCUACAUUCUCAACCUGGUCAAGCAGAUUAAAAAGGCCGGCUGCAACGUGCUCCUCAUUCAGAAGUCCAUCCUGAGAGAUGCUGUGAACGACCUUGCUCUUCACUUCCUGGCCAAGAUGAAGAUUAUGGUGGUCAAGGACAUUGAGAGGGAGGAGAUAGAGUUUGUCUGCAAGAGCCUUGGCUGUCGGCCCAUCGCCAGCAUUGAUCACUUCCAGCCUGACAUGCUGGGACAGGCUGAGCUGGUGGAGGAACUACAGGUCGGCUCCGGCAAAGUGGUCAAGAUCACAGGAGUUCAGAACCCAGGCAGGACUGUGUCAGUAGUACUGAGGGGCUCCAACAAACUAGUUCUGGAGGAGGCUGACCGCUCCCUCCACGAUGCACUGUGUGUCAUCAGAUGUCUGGUCAAGAAGAGAGCUCUGAUAGCUGGUGGAGGAGCCCCAGAGAUUGAGCUGUCUGUACGUCUGAGCGCGUACUCGCGUACCCUGUCGGGCAUGGAGGCGUACUGCAUCCGGGCCUUCGCUGAAGCCCUAGAGGUCAUCCCGUACACGCUCGCCGAGAACGCCGGCCUGAACCCCAUCGGCACGGUCACGGAGCUACGGAACCACCAUGCGGAGGGGAUGAAGACUGCCGGCAUCAAUGUUAGAAAGGGCUGCAUCACCAACAUCCUGGAGGAGAAUGUUAUCCAACCGCUGCUGGUGUCUGUCAGCGCAGUAAAGCUAGCAGCAGAAACCGUCACUCAGAUUCUCAAAAUUGAUGACAUUGUCAACACUCGCUAGUACAAGAACUGUUGGAGGAGAAAUUUCCUCAGUCAACUAGGAGAUGAUUUUGCAUGUCGACGUCUACGUUUAAUAGCAAUCUGAAUUUUUUUUCAAUUCUUGAUUUAUAUUAUAUCUACCAUUGAAAAGUACAUGUUGUCCUUGUUAAUUUAUGGCCAUGUACUUGUCACGAAAGAAGAGCAUGUCAGCAGAACGUACUGCGCCUACGUGAAACCAGUCAUAGCACUUCAGCAGAACGUCUCAUUCGCGUAUUGAAGGAUGACAUUCCGUCUAGUUUUCCAAUGUUGUUUCGGAAAAGAUAUUGUCUGCAACGGGCAAAAUUCUGAUGCAAUGUUGACCAGACAUCCAAUGAAAGCUAUGAAAAAUACUGGUUUCGCACAGGCACAGUACGUUCUACCGAUAUGCUCGAAAGAAGGAGCUUAACACGAAAAACUUGCAGUGUCGGUAUACAUGUACUAGUUAUUAAGUGCAAAUGAGAUCUACACUUAUUCUGUAUACAUACAGCCACCAUGUAUUGUGUGUGAGAGUGAAACUUUAUACAUAAAUU
This is a messenger RNA of Branchiostoma belcheri (Belcher's lancelet), 2316 nucleotides long. Its product is annotated as T-complex protein 1 subunit delta-like. NCBI's taxonomy places the organism in Eukaryota, Metazoa, Chordata, Leptocardii, Amphioxiformes, Branchiostomatidae. Gene Ontology annotation, cellular component: chaperonin-containing T-complex. Gene Ontology annotation, molecular function: ATP binding; ATP-dependent protein folding chaperone; ATP hydrolysis activity. The record is from RefSeq and is a predicted model, not a curated record. Gene Ontology annotation, biological process: protein folding. The transcript has 14 exons. The coding region runs from base 168 to 1769 and encodes 533 amino acids.